CGCUGUCAACGCGUCGUGAGUUUCAUCGGAAAACUACAUUUCCCAACAUUUUCAAGUUUAUUCCGAAAGAGAUUUGUUUUUAGCAUUUCUUGGGCUCCUGGGCAGCUUUUUAGGAAAUCUGCUGCUAUGCCAGUGCAUCGUGACCGGGAGAAGAAGGAGGGUACUGCGGAGGAGAUGGAGGUUGAGGAUCAGGAGCAAGAAGGAUUCAGUUCUGAGGAGGAGGAUUCCGAAACGUCCUCUGUGUCUGAAGAUGGAGACAGCUCUGAAAUGGAUGAGGAGGAUUGCGAGCGAAGAAGGAUGGAGUGUUUGGAUGAAAUGUCAAAUCUGGAGAAACAAUUCACCGAUCUCAAAGACCAGUUGUAUCGGGAACGUCUCACUCAGGUCAACAGCAAGCUGGCAGAGGUGGAGGCCGGCCGUGCCGCAGAAUAUUUGGAUCCUCUGGCGGUGCUGCUGGAGAACAUGCAGGUCCGCACCAAGGUGGCAGGCAUCUAUAAAGAGUUGUGCUUGGACUCUGUGAAGAAUAAAUACAAGUGUGAGAUCCAGGCAGCCUCCCAGCACUGGGAGAGCGAGAAGCUGCUUCUGUUGGACACAGUUCAAAGUGAACUAGAGGAGAAAAUAAGAAGAUUGGAAGAAGACAGACACAGCAUCGAUAUAACAUCAGAGCUGUGGAAUGACGAGCUGUCGGGAAAGAAGAAGAGAAGAGAUGUCUUGAGUCUAGAUAAAAAGAAGAGAAGACCUUCAGUUGUGUCGGGGCCUUAUAUCGUCUACAUGCUUCCCGACUUGGACAUCCUGGAGGACUGGACAGCUAUCAGAAAGGCCGUCGCCACCCUUGGUCCCCACCGAGGAAAGGUGGAGUCCGACAGCUCCGCCUUCCCCUUCAGAGCGGACAGAAGCCGACCUAUUCUCAACUGCUGAGGCGUAGCAACACAGAUGCAAAACAGGUGUG
Syngnathus acus (greater pipefish) is the source of this 946-nucleotide messenger RNA. RefSeq names its product BRMS1 like transcriptional repressor a (gene brms1la). Gene Ontology annotation, biological process: negative regulation of transcription by RNA polymerase II. The transcript is spliced from 11 exons. Gene Ontology annotation, cellular component: Sin3-type complex. NCBI's taxonomy places the organism in Eukaryota, Metazoa, Chordata, Actinopteri, Syngnathiformes, Syngnathidae. The record is from RefSeq and is a predicted model, not a curated record. Gene Ontology annotation, molecular function: histone deacetylase binding. The coding region runs from base 127 to 915 and encodes 262 amino acids.